This is a messenger RNA of Aspergillus campestris IBT 28561, 1653 nucleotides long. RefSeq names its product putative amidase. The record is from RefSeq and is a predicted model, not a curated record. Lineage: Eukaryota; Fungi; Ascomycota; Eurotiomycetes; Eurotiales; Aspergillaceae. The coding region runs from base 1 to 1653 and encodes 550 amino acids. The transcript has 5 exons.
AUGUUUCACCGAUACAUCUGGUCUGUGACCACCAUUCUACUGGGGACCUGCACUGCCUUUGGGUUCCCCAACCCCUCAGCAGACUGCACAUCAGUACCACUGGUCAAUGCCACGGUGGAUCAGCUACAGCAGGGCCUCCGCCAGAAAUGCUUCAACAGUGUGGAUUUGGUGACGGCCCAUCUGUCUCGCAUCUAUGAGGUCAACUCCACCCUCCAUACCGUCCUGGAAAUCAACCCCGAUGUAUACGGGAUCGCCAUGCGCAUGGACAUGGAGAGAAGAAUUGGACACACGCGGGGACCCCUGCACGGUAUUCCGGUCCUCAUCAAGGAUAUCAUCGGCACAAAGGACAAGAUGCAGACAGCCAUGGGAUCCUAUGCCCUGGUCGGCGCCCAAGUACCAGCAGAUGCAACCGUUGUCACCAAACUGCGCGAACAAGGUAUGAUCAUCAUGGGAAAGACCAGCAUGUCUGAGUGGGCCAACGUCCGAUCAUCAAACUCCUCCAACGGCUGGAACGCCCGCGGCGGCCAAACCUAUGGAGCGUACCACCCCCAGCAGGAUCCGAGUGGCAGCUCUAGCGGUAGCGCCGUCUCGACGGACCUGGGACUCGCGGCUGUGACGCUGGGAUCGGAGACAAGCGGAAGCAUCCUCCUCCCCAGCAGUCUCAACAACGUCGUCGGCAUUAAACCUACCGUCGGCCUCACUUCCCGCUACAUGGUCGUGCCCAUCAGCGAGCGUGCCGACACUAUCGGCCCCAUCGGCCGGACGGUGACAGACGCAGCCCUAAUGCUGCAAGCCAUCGCGGGUCCGGACCCUAAAGACAACUACACCAUGGCUUCGCCCUUUGGAGAACACCUCCCGGACUACGCAGCGGCCUGCAACCUCGCCGGCCUACAGGGCAAACGAAUUGGCAUCCCGCGAAACGUCCUCGACGCGAUGGACCCGACCAACGAAGCAAUCCGCACAGCCUUCAACAACGCCGUCGCGACCCUCGAAGAGGCCGGCGCAACCGUCAUCGACAACGCCAACUUCACCGCAUACACCAACUUCACGCAAAGCAUGUCGCCAUCCAUCGUCAUAGCCGCAGACUUCAUCAGCGGCCUGUCCACAUACCUCACCCAGCUAACCCGCAACCCGAACAACCUACACGGUCUCUCCUCUUUGCGCGACUUCGUCCACAGCCACCCCGCCCUCGAGGACUACCCGUCACGCGACACCAACACCUGGGACAUGGCACUGGGCGCCGGCAUCGACAACCACUCUCCAGAGUUCUGGGCGCUCUACCAAGAGAGUCUGUUUUUCGGAGACGAAGGUGGUAUACUGGGUGCUCUCGCCCGCGACAAUCUCGACGCCGUCAUCCUCCCGACGAUCAUCGCGCCCGAAAUUCCCGCCUUAGUCGGCACCCCGGCCAUCUCGGUACCUCUGGGUGCAUUUCCCGACGGCACGCCCGUCCAAUACAACCCGCGCGGCGACCUGGUGGCCGCUGCCCCCGGGGUGCCAUUUGGGAUUAGUUUCCUCGGAGCCAAGUGGAGUGAGCAGGCGUUGAUCGGGAUGGCGUAUGCGUUCGAGCAGCGGACGCUGGUGAGGGGGUCGCUGGAGAGGUAUGUUGAGCCACGGACGGAGGUGAGGAUGGGUCGAUGGGGUUUUAGUAGUUAG